AUGGAGUAUGUUACGAUAGAUUUCGACGACCUGGAGUUCUUCGAGAGAUGCGGAGGGGGAUCGUUUGGAUCUGUGUACCGGGCGAGAUGGAAAUCACAGGGAAAAGAGGUCGCAGUGAAGAAGUUGUUGACUUUGGGAAACGAGGCAAGUAAAUUCGCUCCAAAUUUUUUCCUUGUACACGCCACUAACAGCGCUUAUCUCGGUAUAUUCUUCGAUAGUUUAAAAGUUUAUAAGAAUGAUUUUUGACUUUUAAAUAAGCCUCUGGACAGCUGAUCUUUUGAUAUGGUGCGAUAUGUGGUUUGUUUGAAACCUAACAAAUCAACUUUCUAUGAUACAUGUAUGUACUUAUCAAGAUCAUAAGCUUAUAUAAUUUGAUAGAGGUUGAAUUCGAAUUGCUUCCUUUUUGGUUAUUUGUUCUAAGACCAAAACAAACCAAAUUAGACGUUUUAUUUCUAGUCAAAGCCACUUAAUGGAAUAAACUGAUCAGUUAUAGGACGUCAUAUCAUCACGGUGUACGUCUCAUAACCGUAUGGUUCUCUACCUAAUUGAAAUCAAACGGUUUCAUUUUUUGAUCAGUUUUGACAAAUCACGCUACUGUAGAUUUGAUGUCUAAUAUGAGAGAUUAGUCUCACUAUUUUUAGCCGAUACAAGCUUCAAUAUAUUUGCUAUUUUAAGUGCUCAAGACUAUUUGCAGCAAAUUAGUACUAUUUUUAGACAAUUCUUCCAAUUUCAAUUCCAAAAAAAAACAAUAACUUAAUUGAAAUCUCUAACAUAAUAUUAAGUGUUCAUGUGAUUGUUUCCACCGUAAUCCUUCACCACUGUAUGCUCAUUAGUAUGAUUACACAUGACUGUGUGCAAUACUAUACCAUUGAUAAUUCAUUACUUUUUAACUAUAUGGCAUUCCUUCUGCAUCAGAUUAUAGUAUGUAACAUUUUGAGACUCAUAUAUUGAUAUUAUUGUAGUUGAAUCCCUCAAUGAUAUUGCAAGUAUAUUAUGGGUCUUGUCUACACAAAGGGAUUGAUUUCUCUUGUUGCCAGUAAUAGCAACAGCUUAAGUACUAUUUUGAUAUUGGCUGUUAUGCGGGUGCCUUCAAAAUACCAUGUCAGACUGUUAUAAAUUUCUGUGUGAACAUGUAGUUCUACCCAUAUUUUUCUUCUUUUUCACUGAUGAGAGAAAUCUAAGCAAAUUACCACAAAUAUAUUUAACAUUUAAUUGGCUUGGUUGGGUAAGGCAUCAGAUUGCAGUUCAAAAAACUAGGUUGGUGGUCCCACAGAUAACAGUGUAUUAAUGCCUUAAUAUUCCAAAGUAAGCCCUAGGGCCUAUAAAUGUUAAAGGACUUUAUGAUCUGGCACAUUUAAUACAGGCAUUUGCACUAAGAGGUCAUGUGACAUCAUUUUUUAUGAAAAUGAAAGUUACAUGAUUAAAAUUUCCACAAAUAUAUUUAACAUUUCAUUGGCUUGGUGGAUAAGGCAUCAGAUUGCAGUUCAAAUAACUAAGUUGGUGGUCCCCACAGAUGACAGUGUAUUAAUGCCGUAAUAUUCCAAAAAUAAGCCCUAGGGCCUAUAAGUCUUAAAGGACUUUAUGAUCUGGCACAUUUAGUACAGGGGGUGGGCUUAUGAUUGAAAGUGAAUAGGCCAUUUGCACUAAGAGGUCAUGUGACAUUGUUUUUAUGAAAAUGAAAGUUGUAUGAUUUUUUCUUCCAAAAAUGAUGAAUGCGUCAUAUCUUUAGCAAAAUAAUAGUGAUUUGGUUUUUCAAACCUGCACCAUUUUCUUAAAAUGAGUAAGCUCGUAGCUGGUCACAUGACCAAAAUGUGAUUUUUAAAAAUAAAUUAUGAAUUACCUCUUUCUGAACGCACAUUUUGCACUUAAACUUCAAGGAAAAUGUUGAGAAGUUGAUGUGGGAAUGUUUACAGCAUAUCUGAGCGUAACUAUCAAACGUUUAACAAGAUCGAAACAAAAAGUAGUUUUGCCCUCCAACAUGGUGGCCAAUACAAUUAAUGAUACCACUUGUUGAAAAAUCAAAGUGCCAUAAAAUAUCUCCCUUAAUGUGCUCUGUCAAUUUUUGGCAUCAGCAAGAUUCCAACUCAUCGUUUUAAAGAAGCAUUGGUCACGUGACCUCUUAGUGCAAGUGGCCCCAUUUGUGUUGGUAUAUUUCAAUGUACAAAUGAUGAAAUAGCAAUAUUUUCACUUCAUCACCUAUACAAAUUGUCUAUUCCUUGAUCUAAAAAAAUGUGCUAUUCCAGGGCUUAAUAUUUAUUGGUUCUUGAGACAAUGGGUUCGUUUGUUUCAGUGGCUGGAAUAUUUGAAUAACAAAAACAGUGUUAACAAACAAGAAAUAUCGCUAUUCGGGCAAAUUUAAAUAAAAAUAAUAAUUGUAUUGGUUGUGGCAUAACAUUGCACCUCUGAGCAUGCAAAUUACAACAGCAACAAACCUUUGUAGAAAGUGGAUACUAUAGGUAUUUAGGUAUUUUAUUUAUUUGCCACACAAUUACAAUAAUUACUUAAAGAUGCCAAAAGAAAAAAAAAAAUGUAGGAAGAGAUGGCGAGGAGGCCUAAAAGAAACUAUAGAGCUUAUGUUAAUUAGGCCUCCUCAAUUACAAUUUUUCGAAGAUGGCAUAAAAAUUACGGCGACGGGUACAAUAUAAUAUCAGGUGAAAAAUUAAACUAAUCAAUAUUAUGGAAGUUUACAUGUACAAAUGUUGAAUAUUAAAAGGCUUUUUUCCAAGAUUUUUGUUGAAGUAUACUAAUAAUUAUUACAAAUAAAUGCCUUAAGUGCUCUUUUAAAGGAGAAAGGUGAGGAAGCGUUGAUGAUGUUGGUGUUUAAGGUGUUGUAAAAUUUAGGUCCUUGAUAAAAAACGGAAAAUUGCUUGGUUCGAGUACGACAGAAAGGCAGACGAAAUUUACACGAGUUUCUUGUAUUAUACGAAUGAAUUUGACUUUGUAAGGUAAAUUUACAAUGAAAUUUUAAAGCUAGAGUAUGGUUUUGAUAGGAGUACAUGAAUAAGCCUAGUUGUAUUAAGUAUAUAUCAUGAAAUUUUAAGAUACCAAGAUUUUGAAAGAUUGAAUCAGUAUGUGCUUCGAAAGUGGUUUUAGCUAUAGUUCUGAUCACUCGUUUCUGUAAAAUCUCAAGACGAAUAAGGUUAGUUCUGUAAGUAGAGGCCCAAACUAAGUUGCAGUAAAAAAGGUAUGGAUAGACUAGAGAAAAAUAUAGUGUUCGUAAGGUUUUCGUGGAUAAAUAGAAACUGGAUUUACGAAUAAUUCCUGUGCAUUUAGAAACUUUAUUGGCGACAUGUGAGAUUUCAGAUUUCCAAUUUAAAUUUUCAUCCAUGAUUACUCCCAGGAAAACUGUUUCUUUUACUUGAUCAAUUUUUUGACUAUCAAUAAAAAGGUGAAUAGUUUGAUUUGUACGCUUUUGGGAUGGUUUAAAUGCAAUGAAUUUGGUUUUUUUCAAGUUUAAUGAAAGCCUGUUAGCUCUAAACCAUAUUGACAACUUAUUUAGUUCAGCGUUCAGGAUAUUAGUAAGGCAGUCUUUAUCCUUGUGAGACACAAAUACGUUUGUAUCAUCGGCAAAUAAUAUCAGUUGUAAUAUUGUUGACGUGUUGAUUAUAUCGUUGAUGUAGAGUAGAAAAAACAAAGGCCCUAGUAUUGAACCUUGGGGAACGCCACACAUGAUAUUAGCACGAUACGAAACAUAACCAUUGUAUUCUACAAAUUGAAGUCUGUUGGAAAAAUAGCUCUUAAUCCAUUUCAGAGCCAAGCCACGUAUACCAUAGUGUUCAAGUUUAUCAAAUAAGAUGGAAUGAUUAACUGUAUCGAAAGCUUUCGAGAGAUCUAAAAAGACACCAACCGCUAAUUCACCACGAUCAAUAGCAGAUGAAAUUUUUUCAUGCAAAUCAAUCAAGGCAAGUGUCGUAGAGUGGUUUUUCCUGAAGCCGAACUGGUUAUCACAGAGAAUAUGUAAAUUAGUUAAAUAAUAGUGUAGUGUAUAGUGUUGAUACAAGUACAAUUAGACUUUUAUUAAGCAGCCACCCUCUAUUAAGCACCAGUAAUCAAAGUCUUGAAAUAAUAAUAAUAGAAAAGAAUAGGAACUGAAACCCCUAUUAAGUGGCCACACCCAUUAAGCAUCCACAACCAUCUUUUGGCCAUCCCAACGAGAGCUCUCCAAUUGUUGUCUGCACCUCUAUUAAGAAGCCAUCAAGCGCUUGAUACACUUAGUUUGGUUUUGUGUCAAGAAUAAGAUGAACGAAAAUACAGCCUGUCAUAGACAGUGAGGACUGAGUUUGGACAAUUAAUGCUACUCCCAUUAUAAAGUUAUGUGUCUGCUAAAUAUUGUGUUCAUGUUGUGGUUUUAUAAUGAGCCUAUAUAUUGAGCGGCCAACCUCCAUUAAGCGGCCACUUGCCGGUGGCCCAAACCAGAAAAAGAUGACUGCUUAAUGGCGGUUGAACUGUACCAUAAUAUCAAACAGUUUAUAUUUUAUUUGGUGGUUUACAGUAUGUCAUGACUUUAUAAUGUAGCAUGAAUGGUAUGCACACUGACUGGUAACUGACUGCUGUAUAUGUUGUGGUUCAAUGUUAUUGUUGGUUCAAAAUUAAUUUAUUUCCCUUUGUUUUAGGGUAUGGUCAUGUGUGGUAAUGAAUUUAAAACAAAGGAAAAUAAAAUUUCAACUGAGGAUAAAAUUGAACCACGACUUAUACACGUGUAGUAUAGGAGGUGGCUGCUUUUAAAAAAAACAUGUUGGAAAGUUUAAAGAUUAUGUGAAAUCAAACUCAUGCUUAAAGUGCUACUACGACGAAAAUUUUUGUUUUUGUUUCCGAGCUUUUUUAACAUAAAUCUUUUGUAUAUGUUCAAAAUUACCGUAUACAAAUAGCGAAAAAUUGGAACGAUACUUGCGUACGGGGGCUGGAAAUUUCCCACUGAAAAGUGCGUAAAUACCGUCCGCCAUUACAAAGUUCGCAAAGCAAUAGCCCGCGAGAUCUCCGCAAAGCGGUCGUGCGUUUGACCACGUGAUUUAUGCACUGUGACGUAGAAACAUCAACCAAAAGAUUCGCAUUUGGGAAAAGUUUGUGAGUUUAGAGCCCUUUAACAAGACGUUUAAGAUGUCAUCUCCGUCGGAUUCCUCUUCCUGUACAUCUGAAAGUGAUCUAGAAAGUUUUACAGUUGACGAAGUGAUGAGGAAUUGUCUGAAUUUCGCGCGUCUGACGACAGUUUGCGAACCCCUUGCUACCGAGGAAGAAGCCGCGGACUACAACGAAAAGAGUUCAUCGCGAAGAAGAAGAGGAACAACAGUUUCAACGAAGAUAUUCGGGAGAGGUGCCAGCGAAUGAAUGGUAUGGUAUUAUCAUGGAAUGUAGAUUUAUAUUUUUAUUUUCCAAUGUCAACAUACCCGUCGUUAAAUCGUGCUGCGAUUUAACGCAGCGACUGUGUGUUUUGUUUAAGUGUACAAUUUCGUUGCUAUGUGAUUAGCUGUAGUCCUGAUUUUAUGCGAUAGUUUUAUUGAAGAGGUCAGACAAUUAAUAAUUUUAUACAGACAUAUUUUUCUUGUGUUUGACGAAUUUUUCACAUUAUUUUGCAGGUGUUCGUGCUCGAACUGCUCUGUCAGCCUUGUUACAAAAGCGCAGGAGUGCAUUUGCUGCAAAGAGAUCGAUCGCUGCGAAGAGGUCAUGAAAGAAGCCAUUGGAGACCGGACCGUAUGCAUAACCCUCCAUCCAGGGUUUGAAGGCGUCUGCUUAAACCGCCACGUAUUAGAAAUGGCUGCACUGGGCCUAAAAACGCGAGCUGGAAAGUCGUACACAACUAUUCGUGGGCAAAGCAACAAAAGUGAUAAUGAGUAAGUUGGGGUAUUGUUGACUUUGUAUCGGAACGAUCGAACCUUACAUAGCAUUGAAUAAUUGAUGCAUCUAUGCUUAUCGCCGUGGACUGAUCUCACAGAAUCACAUUUUUUAUUUUCUAAAUGGCUUUAUUGCCCCGACUGCUUAUUUUUAAAAGGAGUAUUUAUUUAUCUCCAUCCAAUCCCUCCUUGAAUUAACAGUGAUCUCAUUUCUCUAACUAGAUUCCUGAGGUCUGUGGCCUAUCGCCAAUUUACAAGACUGCUGUGGAGUUAUAUUGGUAGUUCCAGGCGAUACCCCUUGCCCUGUUGUGCCUAUAAUAAAAUCAGGAAACAAUUUCCGAGUCAAAAUGGCCAUUAUCGUGGAUUCGAAGAUGAAGAAAAUGAAUAAUAAAUGCACUGUUUGUUCUUGAAGAGUGUGAUGUAUGCCAUUGGGGCCAAGAAGGACCUACAGUAGUUGCUUGAAUAUUUGUCCGUAAGCACUUAAUUUUAUGGGCCAAACUUCAGAAUUCUCAGCCACUUACUCGCUUUUUGUUGAAUGACAAACUUGCCCACUGUGUGAAGCCCUGUUCUUCUAGCGUUCAGUUAAACUCAAGUUUAGUGGCUGGGAAUUCUGAUGUUGCUCCAAUUUUCAUGUACACAAGUAAUAAAAAUUAAAUCGAAUUCAGCCUGAAUUUAAUUACAGUUUUAAUGUAUGGUUUCUUUCUUUUCACUCGGCUCACAGAGCACUGCAAAACUUAAUAGCAGGUUACCUGUUGGAAACUUUCCUAGCAGGUCUGGUUGACUCUUCCAGACUUUUGUCUGGCUACAGUUUCUGCAGAAACUUUCUACCGUUAACAAGGUACCUGUCUGUGAUAGAGAAAGUUUGGGUUUUGAAAAGAAGCACAAGUGCAGAACUGAAACAAAAGAAGAAGUUUGGAAAGGAAAACAAUUCCCUUUGGUUCCUCUCGAAUGUUUUUUCCUUGUAGAUCCAACCUGUACAAAAUGAUUGAAAGGAAAUACUCAUUUAAUCAUAGCAUCUGAACUAAUAAAAUAACAAUAAAAAAAAUGAUUGUCAUUUUUAUUGUUUUUCUCAGGGUGUUGCCAGUUUUUCAACUUGUUGUAAACCAGGCUAAUUGUGGGUUGGGAUUUUAUUCUCACAUACAUCCUGAAAAAUGCUUUUUUAUAAUAAUUCUGUUGAUUGCACACAUGAAAACAUUGAGCCCUUAAGCUAUCUAGCCCACCCCAAUGAUGCAUAAUUUAUUACAAGUGGUUGAGUGAACAAACCAAACAUUUUUAGGCCUCUGCUUUUUUUUUUUUUUUUUUUUUUUCGCAAUUUUUUUCUGAGUAAAUUAAAAAACAAGUUUCAUGCACUCUUGUUUCUAAAUAGAUCCUCUCAUAAUGGGAGGUAGUUUUAGGCCUAAAUCACUUCCCAGAGGAUACUUAGAGCUAAGAUGUUAAAAUGCAAUAAAUUUUGCAUCUUUGUACCUUGGGUUCUGAUGAGUCUUCAUCGAGUCAUCAUCUUCCUUUAGUUUUUUAUAUGCAUCUUCGAUUUCUUCAGGACUCCAUGUAGGGUCUUCAUCACACUCAAACUCCUCAUACGCAUCGUCCUGCAUUUCCUGCUCAUCUUCUGAUUCAUCCUCUAGCCCUAACUCUGUCUCAUUUGUUACUGGCCAUGGAUCAGUUUGAAUAGCUUAAACAAAUGGAAUUAAAAAAAUUCUAUUACCAUUAAAAUUUUAAUUAUUAUUAAAUGAUCAAAUAUUGAUAAAAUGUAAUAAAAAUAUAAAGAUAGGCAGUUAUGCCUAUAUGACUCAUCAACAUCAAUUAUUGUUGACUCACCAGCAUUCACCAUCAGCAACUGCUUCGGCUCUUGUAUGCUCCUAAAGGUUUCAACCCAUUGAUCUUGAUUGGAGAUUAACUUACUCUUCAGUCUUGUGACUUUGCCCCUUAACUGAGUCACCUCACUCCUCAGGGUUUUGCAUGUUGUGCAAUUCCCAGCAUGUCCAGUUGGAGUAUCCUACAAAAAACAAACUUUCAACAUUAAUACAGGCUGUAAUAACAAUACUUUAGAAUUUUUGUGUUUUAGUAUUGUUGUAAAAUAACUGCACAUGUAGUUUUCCAUUGUUAUGAUAAUACAAAGAUACAAAUAAACUUUAAUUAGAGUUAUGCACCUACCAUAGAAACCUGUUCAAGUUCAGGAAUCAUUAAUGAUUCAUCAAUCUGCAUAACUUCAUCCAUAUCCUGCACUUUUUCGAUUCCCUGAGCCUCCAGGAUCUGCAUGGUCUCAGUAACCUCAUCAGUGCCUGAAAUCCCUUGGCUCUCGAGAGCUGUCUUAUCACCAGGAGUACCUAGGACCUCUGAAGCCAUCUCAGCAUCAACACUUAUCUCACCCGUCUCAGUCUCAGGGAUGCAGCCCUCCUUUUCAGGAUUUACCUCAAGCAAAGAACCCUGGCUUGUAUUCAGAACACCCUCGACUUCUGGAGACUCCUCUGGGUUGAGAUUGGGAGCCCCCAUAGUGUCAGCACUCUCCUUAGGUGCAGAACUUCCUUUCAAAGAGAUCACCUCUUCUUCAGGAUUGUCUUCUUCCUCUGUAUCCUCAUUAGUAGUUUGACCAGCCAGAAUUUCAUUUAGUAGCUAAAAAUGAAAAUAGGUAAGACCAUUUUUUUAUAUCUCCCCUUCAAAACAAGUUUAAAUUUGAGCUUUAUGUCGAUGUUUUCAAAACUAGAAAUGGAAGCAAGGUUUAACCACAUCUUUGCCUUAAAAUGUAUGUAUCAUUUGCAGAAAGGGAAAAUAGAAUUAAAAUACAAACGAACAAAAAAACCCGCAAACAGUAACUGAACUUAUAGAAUGUAGAAAUCAGACUAAGUCCAUUUUUGGUCAUUUUAAAAGACUCGCGUGUAUUAAACUCUUAAUUUGCUGUAAGAUUUCUUGGAGGGAAGUUUGGAGUACUGUCAAAUCUCAAAGUAACAGCAAGAUAAUCUCUCAAAAAAUAGAGAGCCGGAUUUCUAUGUAGCUUCACUUUUUCUAAAUUUUACGCUUGAGUGGAAAGGUCUGGGAAUUGGGGAAUUGACUUCACGUCCACUCAGCGCAAAUGCCCGUUUUACUAUAACUAUGAGAAAGCAGAAAAGUAUGAAAACACAUGCAACAAUAUGGGAAGUCCAACUAGUCAGAGUAUUCAUUACACGAAUACUGAACAACGAUGCCAGAAAAAAUAAUGUCACAGGUAAAUGGGGAAAUAAAUAUAAUGGUGAUAAACACAGCGCAAAUACAUUGUAAUUUCACUCACCGAUCGUCGACUCCGCUGUGAUAGUGUUUGAGAGGAUUAUUUCCAAAUGGUUGGAAACGUCCCCUUCUUCAAAUUCCUUUUCAUGUCUUUCAUCGGAAAAGCAAGCGUAAAACAAUCCCUUGUAAAAUGCUCCGAGCACACAGCAAAUUUUCCCACCGUGUUGAAAUCCUUCCGAUGAAUGGACACGAACCCUUUCCACUUUAAUCUAACGCUGCCCGAAUCAGGAGAAUUAUGAAUAGAAAUCCCCAAUUCAUCGUUCUUUACGUUUCCACAGUCCUGAACAACACAACGUCUACCAGGCAUACUUUCGCUUUAAGUCAAAAAGCGAAGAAAGAACCUCCAAAAGCUUCCAAAAAUAUCUCGUCCUGCAUGCGAAAUUAGCCACGUUUGUUUGCCUUGUUUUGUCGGGUUGAUGUUUCUACGUCACAUCUCGCCCCAACUCCUUCAAAUACUACUCCCGGUCAUUUUUUGAAUCGAGUAAUGGCGGCAAGACAUUUACGAAAAUUGCCGUGCAAAUAAACACACUUCCAGAUCAUAUUUGGACUCCAAACUUAGCACGGUGAGUCACUUUUACAUACAUUUUCGAAAUAUGUAAUCAAAAACAAAUUCCCAAAUUUGAUCGUAGUAGCACUUUAAAAGUAUGUCAUGUUCUACCUGUACUUUGUAAUAAUGUCUUAACAUUUUAACUUUUUGUAGAUUUUUAAGCUGAGGUACAUUUUAAUAUUGUCUUGUUUGGUAUAUCAAAUAACUGGACUAUGUUUUCUUUUUAGGAACCUUAUUUCCAAUUAGAUCUUCACAUUCUGAACAAUUUGUAUAAAGUUUGCUGCAUUGUAUAUCUUUCUAAAUGUAUAACUAUUAUUCAUGGUCAUUCAUCUAUUUUAGGCCAGUAUUUUAAGUAUGCUCAGUCACAAGAACAUCAUCAAGUUUUUUGGUGCAGUGAAUUCCAAGCCAAACUUCUGCCUUGUGACAGGUUAGUGUGAUAAUAAACCAUACACAAUUAAGUCAUGUACAUGAUUUGUGUUAGACUUUGUUCUGCAGACAGGUACAGGGUGUACUGCAUAGUCAUCCUAGCCCCACUAUGACCAUGCAGCGUCUUUGUCUCCAGUAUUGUUAAAUGUAUUUUCCACAUGGAUUAAAGCCUAGUUAGAGCCCAGCAGAAGGAGAAAAAAUACAAGAGAUUGAUCUGAAUAAAAAAAAAAUUGGAGGAAAGACAGUAAAAAUCUAAGUAUACUGUACGUGUAUCUUUUCAUUAUUCUGCGUAACUUUUGUUUUGGGUACUUUAAGUGCUUGUGUUUUAUCUGAAGUGUGAGACAUUCACCAGUGACUAGAAGACAGCUUGACUAGACCCCCCACCCCCGCACAUACAAUUGAACUUCUCUAAUACGGACACCGAAGGGACAGAGCAAAGUGUCCAUAUUAGAGAGGUGUCCGUAUAAAAGAGGUCACUAUGCUCUUGUCACUUAUAUGACUCCACUUACAGUUUUAUGUGUUCAGUAGCUAAAACCAGGCUCACCUUCAUCUUUAAAUUCCAUUUAAAGUUAUUAAUUCACAGUACAAAGACACUGCCUUUCAGUAGCAUACAACCUUGUACAUCUCAACUAUAGACAAAUUACUGCGGUUAAAACGAAACGAGCUACAGUGUAAUGCUGCAUGUAAAACUGAAGUGGUAACAUAAAGUACAACUCUGAAAGCGUCUUUUGCUAUUUUGCAAGUGCAGUAAAGAAUAACUAGAGCACAAAAUGUAAUGGAAAAGAUCUUUAUGCUAUCUGUAGUUAUUGAAGCCUUCAAUAAGCCUCAUUUUGUUAUGUCUCUCUGUGCAUACCAAACAACAAUUUGCAAAAGGUGUAGCAACUGGGCUUUAUAUCACCUUGCAUAGCUCGUCAGCCAGGUGGGAUUCGCCCUGUGCAGAUUCAUCUGAUCAGGAUUCGGGUUUCACCUGAUCACCAAUCACUGCUGUGUCCGUCAUAAAGAGGUUAAGUUUAUAUAAAUUUACUCUCUGGAGCCAAGAUUUAGUGUCCGUUGUCUGUAUUAGAGAGAGUCUGUAUUAUAGAGGUUUUUUUAAAGAAAAUAUAUAAGAAUUUUGUUGGGACAUUGGAAACUGUCCGUAAUAGAGAGGUGUCCGUACCGAGAGGUUCGACUGUAUUUCUGGUGUCAUAGAGAUACAUAAAUAUCCCAGUGUAAUACUCAACUUUGAUUUUAAUCUGUAAGUUAAUGAAUGAUAGCAGUUCUGAAAAGUAAGGCCCGGUUCAGACGCCGAACGUUUCAUGAGCUGAAUUUAAUUUGAAUUAAGGCCGACCCAAAUAAUUAAGACUGGCUUAAUUGAUUCAGACGCCGAUCUUAAUUGCAGCUGAACUAAGCUCAAAUGGUUAAAAAUGCUUAUUUUGGUCAAACUGCUUACAAAAUAUGUUAUGAUAAUUUAUGCAUUAGGCUUGGUACAUGAAAAGUUCAUUGUCUGAAUCAAAGCCGUUCCAAAGUUGCUUCAAAGGAAAAAUUCGCAGCUGGCCUAGGUGAAAAGAACAGCUGAGCUGUUCCAAAUUGAAACAGGCAUUCCUAAUUGAUUCAGACACCAAACUUUCCAUGUACUUAAGAUUUCCAAUGUACAUGUAUUAGGUUCGGCUCAUGAAAAGUUUGGCAUGCAUCUGAACUGGGCCUAACUGUCAAACUUCUAAUUGUCUCAGAAUAUGCUGCCAAAGGAUGCCUUUUUGAUUAUCUGACGAACAACCAGCUGAACUUUGGUCAGAUCCUAAGGUGGUCAACUGAUAUUGCUGUUGGUAAGUACAGGUUGCAUGUAAUGUAUGUUUACAGUGUCAGUCAAGUCAAGUCAACUUUAUUUAGGCAGGGAACUAUCAGCCACUGGCUGGUAUCAAAAGGGGCCCUGCGUUAAUUAUAUGACUACAUGAUAAAAAUUUAAAAAUUAAAAUUACUUAAAAAUUCUGUACAAGGAUUUUAAAAAGUGAAGAAAAGUCACUGUAGAUAUUAAUUCGUUAACAUAAUACAUGUAAGUUCAUUAGCCAAAGGGUGUUCCUAUAUGAUGCUACUGUAUGUCAACAAAAUGACGGAAGCAGAAUUUACCCACAGUUAGUGUCAAGUGUAGUUAACUGUUGGUGUGAUUAAAGUGCAGAUUCACCUCAGUGAUUUUCAUUCCACACUGUAAAUUGGCUAACUAAUAAUGGUUACUGGUAGUCAUUCAAGACAGUUUUUAAUAGCUUCCCAUGCACGGUAUACAGGACAUUCUUACGACUUUAUCACACGUUUCCUCCCUCGUGGGAAAGGAACACAUGACAAAGCCCUAGAAAUGUCUGUGUGUGAGGCUUGAAUCAGUUAAUUCAAAACCCGUUUUGUAAGCCUGCUGGAAUUCAAUCCACAACCGUCCACUCACGAGACCACUGCUUUAAUUCUAAGCCAACUUAACCAUGGAGUAAUGUAACUUUGCUACUUUUUCAUGUUUCGUUCAAGGAAUCAAUUAUCUACAUAAUGAGGCUCCAGUUAAAGUGAUUCAUAGGGACUUGAAGUCUAAAAAUGGUAAGCUUUGCUUUCUUAUCAAGGUUACCUUUUUGCAAGUAAUUAUUCACUUUUUUAAAAAAAAUUCCAUGAUGUGCUGCUUCUAUAAUUUUUAAGAGAUAAGACAUGUAACUUUUUUAUCUGUUUGUUUUCAGUCGUGAUUUGCUCUAACUUAUGUGUCAAGGUAAGUGGCAAAUAAUUCUGAAAUAAUUUUUGAUUUUUUUUAAAAAAUAUUACUAAUUACUGUAAUGUUAGGCUUUGUAUGUUCCAUAUACAGUGUAGACUUCUAGUGAAAGUUCUGUAGCGAGGAUCUAUUUUUUCAACUUAGAUUUAGUGGUGUUGCUUCUGUCAGUUAAAAGUAAUUUAUUAAUAAUUGUAUUAGCAGACAAAAAGAAAUAUAUAUAUUUAGAGAUACAACAUGUACUUUAAAGUGUGGAUUUCAACCAGCUGUAAUCAUGAAAUGAAUGCAGGCUUUGAAAGCAUGCUUGUCUUGAUGAUAAAUGUACAGUACCACUCAAAAAAAAGUUGAAAGUCUUGAGACUUGAAACUCGAUUCACUCAACUCAAAGCUCGAAUGAUUAGAGUUUCAUGACACGAGAAUCAAGUCUCGAGACACGAGAAUCAAGUCUUUUGAGUUUCAAUAAACUAAGUCUUGCAUUUUUGAAUCUUCAUCACUCAAAAGGGUUUCAAGAAAACAACUGUUUUCUCAAGAAAAAUAACAAUAGCCAUUUGCACAUAAUUAUGGCAAGAAUCAACUAGACUCUUUCAAGAAUUCAGGGCUGAAAAUAACGGCCGGUCAACGGACAAUGUCCAGCCUGAUCGCUGACUUGACCGGUCAAACUCUCAUCUUGCUGGUCAUUUUGACCGACCAUUUUUGGGUACGAACAUAUUUUUUUUUGCUGCUUUGCACAAAAAACUUCUAAGAAAAAGAACGCGGCAAUACAUUAAUUUCAUGUCGUAAUGGAACGCAACAAAGCGAAACAUUAACAAACUGAGUUGUGGAGUAACGCAACGUUGCUGGUCAUACUGUACUUUCCGCUUUGCUGUAAUUAGUAAUGUGACCUGCUUUGGGAAUUCGGGUAAAUCGAUUGCAAUUCUCAACAGACGUGAAAUCUAGAUUGUUGUCGUUAUCAUUCAGGGUCGUCCAAUAUUCCAUAAUCUCAGCUAAAAACGGAUCUCGUAGAUUGAGUAAAGGAACGUCUUUAGGGCUUAAGUUUCCCCAGAAAACUAAUUUCCCUCCGAAUUGUGCUAGGCGAUGAUUGAAAAAAAGCUUCCAUUUCCCUGUAUCUUGAUCAUCUAAAUAGCUUUUUACCCAUUUCAUUUUUAAGGCCUGAUUAAAACUAGCAAUAUCGAUCAUCUUUAGCCCUCCCUUACUGUAAUCAUUGAUCAUUUCUGUUCUUUUUAUUUUGUCCCCUUUAUUGUCCCAAAGAAAAUUGUAUAAUAGAGCAUGAAUUUCCUUUAUGACCCCUUUCGGUGUCGGAAGGGAGGACAAAACGUAAACAAUCUGAGAUAGUGCUAGAGCUUUUAGAAUGGCAGUUUUACCCAUAAUUAGUGUGAGUCUUCUGGCCAACCAGCUCCCGAGGAUUUUUUUAAUCUUUUCGAUUUUCUCUGUGAAAUAAUAAUUUCUUUAUGUCGAACAUGAAUCUCGUUUUCGGACUCGAUUCCAGAAUACAGUGUAGUCUGACAGAAAUUUAAGCUAGUCGAGAAGGAACGUCGUCUAUCUCGCAUUUAAAAACAACUUUAUGCAAAUUUCUGUUGACAUUUGAGCCCUUCGCAAUAAAGUGUUGCGCGAUGACCCAAAUGAAAGCUCAGCUAUAUAUUAAUUGACUUCUGAUAAUAAACACACUGUUUGUGGAACAGACUUCUCGCGAAUGCAAAUAAACUUCUUCGCCAAAAAUAUUAGCGACGAUUCUUCUUUGUGGAGGAGAUUUUCGAUCACUUGCCAGGCAAGGAAAAAGAUCAAGUUUCACCGAUGUUCAUUUCAGAACAUCAACGUAAAACAAAUUUUUGCAGAAACCCAAGUUAUUUUUUUUCGUAAUUUUUAAAGUUUGUUGAACUGUAUGUGUAUUCCAUUUCCUGAACCUUGAGAGUUUGAAAAGGAUUUACGCUUCACUUUUUACCUUUAGAGACGUCAGAAACUGCCAUACCAUGAUAUUCAAGGUAGAACAGGCAUUAAAACUGCGGAAAGGAACUCUACAAUGUGUGAAUACAUUUUUCACCAAAUUGCUGUCAAAAAUGUGAACGGACAAUGUAGUAAAAGCGAUCUAUUGCCAGCAUAAUUCAAUAUUCCUUAGGCAAAAAAAAUUAUAGUAUUCAUUAUUUGACCGGCCAGAAUCAGGGUUUGUCCGGGCUGAAAAAUAUUUGGCCGGUCAUCAUGACCAGCAACCUGCUAUCCGUUAUUUUCAGCCUUGGAAUUGAGCUUCGAGUCUCGAAGAUCGAGAUGCUAGUCAGUGAGUGACUGUCAACUUACUUUUGAGUGAUACUGCUCACUGUAUUAUUUUAGUACUGGCAGAGCUUCUUAAACCAUAUGUAAUAAUGUGAAUUCCUGCAAUGUUAACUAUUGUUCAUUUUGACAAAAGGUGCCUUUGAAUCUUAAAGGUUGUUGCUUAAAUUUCCAAAUUUAUAUAUUUUGACUGACUUUGUUUUUUAUUUACUGUAUGUUGUAGAUUUGUGAUUUUGGUACCUCAAAAUUCCUUGCCAACACCACAAAAAUGUCACUUGUUGGAACUUAUCCGUGGAUGGCACCUGAGGUGAUAAGCAUUUCAAUUCUCUUUACUUUUAACACUGAGCAUCUUACACGAAGUAUUUGUUGAAUGAUUUACAAUCCCAGCAGAGGUGGGGAACCCCCAUAUGAAAGAGAUGGUGAUGUUCAUCAGAAAGUUAAAAUUAAACCUCUAAAUCAUGGCUUGGGCUUUGUUUGACCCAUAAAGGAAACUUACACUCCAGCACAGUAAUAAGACUUUUGUAAAAGAUAUUUCUUUACGCACAACCCUAAUUGAUAUUUUUAUAGGACAGGGAUAGUUGCCUGCAGUCCCAAAAAUCUUAACUAAGACCAAAAGCAGCAAUUUCUACCCCUAAGGGAGGCAAAAAGUAUACCAUCAUUUUCAAAUGGCAGUCCCUCCCCCUCCCAGGGGUUUAAUGCAGGGAUGCAUGUAUCUACAAAUGCAUAAUCACAAUCAUGUCACACUAACCUAAAAUAUUCAUUAUUUUUGUUUGAAAUCAGGUCAUCCAAAGCAUGCCUGUGUCUGAAGCUUGUGACACAUUCUCUUAUGCUGUGGUGAGUUUUGGAAAAAAAAUUUGUUUGAAAUUGAGAUAAGCAUAAAUUUUUGGUGAAAGUCAAAAGGAGUACGUAAGAGGUUACUUAAUUACUUACUUCGACCAGGAAUCAGAUAGACAAAGAACCACUUUGCGGAUGUGCUACCUCCAAAUCAUUAUUUAUUUAUUUACAAAUUAUUAUGGUACAAAAUGGUUUUAACAAAAAGUUAAUGACCACUCUGCAAAAAGUUGCGUUAGAAUUUUAAUGCUUACUGAGAGGUAAAUGAACCUCCCCAAUCUCUAGAACACUACUGUUUUAAUGAAUUGUUGUUUUGAUUUCAAGAUAAAUUUUGUUAAUGACACAAGAGCCACUGGGGGACUUUACGUACAUGUAUCUUUCUGAUUACUACAUGCUAACAUGAAUCAUUUAUAUGUAUGUAUGUUAUUUUUGCAGCUCUUGUGGGAGAUGUUAACUCAAGAGGUACCAUUUAAGGGACUGAUGGGAGUUCAAAUAGCAUGGCUGGUGGUAGUGGAUGGAGAGGUACUGUAGCCUUAUAAUAUGCUGUCUGAAUGUGAUAUGUUACUAUCCUGUGUCUGUACAAAUUAUAAAACCUCUCAAUUUAUUCUUAAGUCAUUCAUUUUUUUACUAAAACAAACAUGAUUAUUGGGGAAUGGGACAUGCAUGAAGAAUGCAAUAGUCCCCUCCUAAUUGUUGUGAAGGGCACCAGGAAGUGAUAAUUUUGUAAUGAAGACCAUGUAGUGUACUAUAAUGGUUUCAGCAGGUAGAGAAGUAAUCGCAUUUUUUUUACUUUUAAAAAAAUGAUUAAGGUUAUAUUUGUUGAACCAUUAAGUCACCAGUCACGUCAGGCAUCCAUAAUCACAGUUCUCUGGUCAUCCCAGGUGACUAUACAAUCUUGCAUGGACAAUGAAGAUAACUCCAUGAGUGAGGUUUUUCUCAACCAUGAAAUCUUUUCAAAAAUUCUGAGAUGAUUUUAUCAUGUACAUUUUAUCUGUGUUCUGAUUACUACUCGUCCAUUAAAAACCUGAGAAUAACUUGCAACUUUUGUCUGGAUGCAAUAAAAUUGUAACUUUGGGCGCCAUCGUUGAUGGGGCAGUAUUUUCUACAAAACGAUAAACAAAUUAAUACUUGAAAAUGUAAAUAAACUGUGUUUAGCCUCAGGCCUGUAGCCUGUCGACUUUACAGUUUAGUUAAAACCCUUUCUUAGUAUUCUACAAUGGAAAUAAAAAGCAAAUCAGAAAUGGCCAAGUUGCAUACAAUUUUAUCACUAUUCCUUCUAUAAUAAUUAUUCUGCACUUGUCUGGGCAACAAACUGAAACCGCGUAAGUAUGCCAUCAGGCUCACUUGCCUGGCUGAUGACUUUGAUAAAACAUGGGGCUGUUAAACGUGCAUGAGCUAUUUUCAAUGCUACAGUGUAACCGUACCAAAAAGACUCUUUUCAUCCUAAAAUAAGACAUUUUUGUGUGUGCAUAAUUGGGUAUUGCUCUACACUAAUGAAAACGCGAAAGGCUGCGCACUGCCAAGUCGAUCUUCAUGCUAUAGAUUCGCUUUUCUUUGUCUUUCCUUUAAAAGGCAUCUGGUGCAAAUUAAACAAAAUAAUUGUUAAAGUACAGUCAAUAUCAACUCAUCAAACGUCACUUUGAGGGAAGACUCGAAGGUUUCUUUAGGGUGUCUCGAGAUAAUGUGGUUCAUCAAAUACCGAAUAACUAAGAAUUAUUCACUUGCAACAAAAAAUAUCAAACUGCCGAAAAAUGUUACUACUCAUCUCACGUCAUUCCACUCAAUAAAACAAUUUCUAAUUAUUUUGUCAACUAGCUUCUUCCAAUUUUAUUCCCUAAUGCUAUUGUCUCUUCUAGUACGCAUCUUUACUAAAGCCAUUGGGUAAAUAAAAUAGUUUUAAUUAAUAUUAUAACUCUUAAGCAGCAAACGUGUAUGAGGUUGUUCACUUAAUUCAUUAUUGCCGGAACGUAAAAGGUCUGUUGAACUUUGUUCGCGAGAGAAUAAAGCUUGUUUACAGGAUGGAACUUACUCGGUACAACUUUUAAAAAAAAUAGCUGUCUUUCAAUCGUCUAAAACCACAAUUACGCCACAUACUUCCGCGUUAAAGUCUAUAUCUAAAUAUCAGUUAUUAACGCCCGUUUUGUUUGAAGACCUUUAAAAAGUAUAUGAUUUUUUAUACUCUGCCUUAAAAGCAGGUGAAACAGAAUUCGUAAAUUAUGAAAUACGUGCGUUGUACCGCUCACGACAGCUGCGAUAACCAAAUUAAGUCAUAAAUGCCUUGAAGCAGCUCCCCUACUAAAAUUUGAACCCUUACACAGCUGCAACUCUGUACUCAAUGUUUGAAUCAUAAAGAUAUUGAAAUGUGAUGGUUCUAAACACCUUUAGCCAUAAUAAAAGACCCAAAAAAUUGUGAAGAACGAAGAUGGCGGUCUCAAAGUGCCCUUGUUUGACCUUUAGCAAUGUCAUAUUUAGAUGCCAAAAUCUCAUUGGUUCCUAACAUCAACUCAUAGUACCUCCAACCUUAUUGGCCCCUGCAACACACAAACAAACACACAAAGCCUCGAGAUACAUACCCUUAGACCACUGACACAUGAGCUAUUUUUUUCAGAAUAGUUCAAAAAUAAAUACGGAUCCCUGGUCAAGUUUUGUUGUUCUGAUGAGACAACAGUUAAAAUACAGUCAAACAUCGAUGCAUGACCCUUCAGCUCUUUUGAGAGAACAGAAAACCAAAAAUCAUUUUUCCCAUUAAAAGCAUUGCCCUUCAAGCUUCUUUGUUACAAGUGACCACCAAAUUUUCAUUUAGCAUUUUGGCUGGGGGUCUAUGGAGGGUAUAAAUUACCAAAAACGAAUGUGUGAUGGUUGUUUUAAAAUCUUCCAGCGAUUGACCAUACCAAGUAGCUGUCCUGAAAAGUUUGCAAAUCUCAUGAAGAAAUGUUGGAUAGCUGACCCAAAGGUACUAUUAACUUAAUCAGCUGUUUAUGAUCAAUAUUUUUGUUUCUUAUCAGUUAUAAAUAAUAGUAAUAAUAAUUUUAUUUAUAUAGCGCUAAAAUCCAAUAAUUGUCCAAAGCGCUACCUAAUUACAAAAUAAAAUAUAAAAAAUCUGAAAUAUAAAAUAUCUACAAUAUACAAUAUAAUUCAAAUAUAGCCUAAGUUAUCUACUAUAUAAAUCAAAAACAUCUCAAAACAAAAGGAAUCUCAUAACCUAUAUGCUAACUUAAAUAAAAAAGUUUUAAGGGAUUGCUUAAAAGUCGCCACUGAAGCACAUUUCCUAAUCUCUAGAGGUAAAUCGUUCCACAAUUUAGGUCCUGCAAUAGAGAAAGCUCUGUCUCCAUAUGUUUUCAAUCUGCUUCUUGGAACCACUAAGUAUUCUUUACAUGAAGAACGCAAUGACCUAGAGUAUGUUUUAAAAUUCAAAAGGUCAGAAAUAUAAGAAGGUGCAAGGCCAUGAAGGGCCUUGUAUACCAAUAAAAGGACUUUAAAAGUUAUUCUAAACUCAACUGGUAACCAAUGAAGAUUAAUUAAAAUAGGAGUUAUAUGAACAUGCCUCGGUGUCAAUGUGACAACACGAGCUGCAGCAUUCUGAACUGCCUGUAGUCUAGCUAACAGAUACUUAGGAAGGCCAUGUAAUAAGGAAUUACAGUGAUCAAGUUUCGAACUAAUAAAUGCAUGGACUAAGUUAUGUUACCUUUGGUUUUGUAAAAUUAAUGUUUGCAUGCUCGCAGCUAAAAAAAUUCUCUUUUUCCAUUGACAGAAACGGCCUAAUUUUGGUGAAAUACUGAUGGAACUGAAAUUAAUGGAUGGUGAUGGUAAGUAUUAAUUAACAAUUAAUGAAUGAGGCUGAGUAUCUUAUGAAGAAUUAUGGAGAUCGAGGUGGGUGUUAUCCGUCGAGGGCGUAGGCCAAGGCGGAUAACACCCUCCGAGAUCUCCAUAAUUCUUCAUAUGAUACGAAAGCUGAAUUCAAUAAUUGUUUUAUUAUUCAUUCGAAAAAUUAUUCUUAGUUUAAAAACAUUGGUAAAACAUGCUUACCUCCAUCGAUGUUAAGUUCAUCUUUGAUAGUGCACGUUUAGGUUUAGUUCAGCUCUGCAAUAAUUAUUCUCUAAACAGCAGAUGUCGCCCGUCAAGUUGCCUUCUUGCUGUUCUUGCCAUGUUUUUAGCUAUUUUUUCGCCUAGUUCUUACUCUUGAGACGAGUGAAAUGUCCGCCAUUUUUCAAGUUCACAACCAAAACAACUCAACCUCGUACCCGGGUCUUCUCGGUUAACGGUGCAUGCUCCUGCAAGAAUGCUGCAUUUUUGACGUAAUUUCCUCGCUAAACACAAAAUUCCUCCAAAUUUGGUCAUCAGUAACUGGUUUUGGUGAAUUAAACGUGUGCUUUUAGCCAAUCAAAAUGGGGGAAAUAUUUUGAAUGAAUAAUAAAAGAUUAUUAUUCAAUAAUAAUAUUAAAUAUUUUUUUUAUUUGUCUGUUUGGCUUACUGCAUUCAGAGGCACUAGAGUUUUGAGGACCUAAGUUUAAUGCAGCUGUGCAUGUAACAAGAGAAUAGUUUUAACACUAUAAAAACUGGAACUAUAAAUUAAAAGCUGUUACUAUUACUAUUACUAUUAUUAUUAUUAUUAUUAUUAUUAUUAUUAUUAUUAUUAUUAUUAUUGUUGUCUCUGUUAUCACAGUCUUUGCUGGUGUUCUUUUUGUGCAUCAGCCGGGCGCAAACCAUGCACCUAGAGCGUCAGUCACUCAAGUCAAUCAUUCUGUUCAUACACUGAGCACCUUUCUAAGGAUUCGUGCAGAUCCCAGCAUGCAGAUCUUUUGAAUCUCUGUCAUAGUAGCUCUCUCUGAUACUUUCUUGAUGUUUUCUACCAUACCCUUCUUCACUGUACCCAGCGCACCAACAACCACAGGGAUCACUACAGUUUUCAUAUGCCACAUUCUCUGUAUUUCUAGUUCUAGGUCUUUGUACUUGCAUUUUUUUUCAGUUUCCUUCAGUGCGAUGUUUCUAUCUGAUGGAACAGUCAUAUCAAUAAGUUUGCAGGUGGAAUUCACUGAGCCUUUAACGAUGAUAUCUGGUCUGUUCGCUGUUAUAGUUCUAUCAGUGUUGACUGGCAUGUCCCACAUGAUGGUGAUGUUGUUACCUUUAUUGUGUAUUACGGUCUCUGGUUCGUGUUCGUACCAUUUGUCUGUAAUCUCUAUAUCAUGAUCUUUACAUAUGCUCCAAUGGAGAUAUGCUGCAGCAUUAUUGUGCCUGGAGAUGUACUCUGUUUUGGCUAAUACCUCACAUCUAGAUACAAUAAUGGUCCACUGUCUCUUCAUGUUGCGAACACAAUCUGCACUUGCUGGCCACAUAUUACUUUCUGGUAGUUUCUGGUGUUUAUUGCCUGGUCUUGAGCUGCUACAAGUAAUCCCUCUGUUUCUCCUUUCAAAUUACUUGACAACCAUUUGUUGGUGGUGACUGAGUCUACAUGAGGCUUCUCUAGGAUCUUUGGAUACUGGCCAUGCAAUGCUUUGUUUUUCCACUUUUCUUCUUUCAUUGACUUCAUCCUGGACUUAAACACGUGUUUCAGGGCUUUAGCAUUUUCAGAGGCAGAUUUAUCUUCUCUGUUCUCAUUCUCUGGCAUUGUUACUUCCCUUUUGAAUUUAGUAGCAUUCUUGGAUAUUGAAUUUUUGGCUUUAGAUCUUUCAUGUUCAAACACCUGCUUUGGAUAUUGCCCUUCCUUGUGCUUCAGAUAGUGAUCAAGCCCUAUUGUUGCAGUUUUGAAUGCUGUUUCUACAUCAACCAGGCCCCCACCUCCAUCUUUUCUUGGGAUGUACAGCCUUUCCACAUCUGCUUUACGAUGUUUGUUAUUAUUAUUAUUAUUAUUAUUAUUAUUAUUAUUAUUAUAAAAUCUUUAUUACAAAACCUCAAUUAAAAUCCUAUUUACAGUCAACCUGCUGUUACAAAAAAUCUAAUUAAUUCAUCAAAACACUAUCUACAAUUCCAUCCAUUACAAAAGAAACCCCUCGGCCUUCAUUAGAGAACAAAAACAAUCCUAUAUAUAAGGGGCGAAGAAAGAAACUAUUCAUUUACAAAUUCUAAAAAAUAGAAGUAACUUAACAUAUUAUUAUUAUUAUUAUUAUUAUUAUUAUCAUUAUUAUUAUUAUUAUCAUUAUUAUUGAUUCAUUGGUAUUAUUAUUAAGCCAUGCAUCAGCAUUAGAUACAAAACAUGAUGAUAUUGCACUUUUUUUCAGCAUCCUUACAGCAGGAGACUGAUUCUUUCAUAGAGCAGAAAAAAGAAUGGAGGUACAAAAAUUAUUAGCAUUCUAACUAUGACUACAAAAUUGAUAACCAAAAAUCAUCCCAUUUUGCCCUCUUCAGCGUUUGUACAUGUACAUGUAGCCCGAAGAGUUUGUGUUACCAAGCAAAUAAUCUGUAAAAAAGAUUGUUCAAAAAAUUGAACUUGUAAAAAAGGUGAAAACCCCCGUUGUUGAAAGGCAAAAGGUCGCUUACAUAAUAGGCAUCUAUAAAUUUGGCCACUGCCAAGAAACAAAUGCAGCUAGUGAUCAAAGUGGAAGCACCAGCUCCAGACCUUAGGAUUGUAACUCUGGCACGUUGAACACUAAGUCUCACCUUUUGCACAUGACAUGCUAGAAUUUAAUACGUUGAUGUUUUGUUGGUCUUCUUUGACUGCUUGAUUUUUUUAGUACAGUAUUGGACUAGAUAUCAUGUACAGUGUAUCAUAUAAAUUGUAGCAAGAAGAUAAAAUAAUCUGUGUAAAAUCUUUUAUCUUUUAGCAAUGAAAUUGAAACUACAUUAAACAAACUGAAAAAGUUAGAAAAGGAUCUGACGGUUAAAGAGCGAGAAUUGCGUGAGGCGAGUUACAUACUUCCUACCUACCCAUCUACCCCUCCCCUGAGUAGCAAUGAUAUUAGUGUUUUUGUUGGGUUGGGGGAGGGGUCGGUAGUUUCUACAAUUUUGCUUACAGUUCCUGCAUGUAAGAGGUGCUCCAUGUAUCUUGCUUUUUUGCUUGUUAUUAACAUAAUUAGCAAUUACUGGGUAUGGUUUAGUAUGAUCUGAAGAAUUAUGGAGAUCGAGGAGGAUGUUUCGACCAAGGCGGAUAACACCCUCUGAGAUCUGCAUAAUAUUUUUAAUUGUUUUGUUAUUCAGCCAAAAUAAUUACUAGUUUAGAAAACAAGCUAAAACAUGCUUACCUCGAUCGAUGUUAAGUUUUCGUCUUCAUUUUCCUUUUUCUCAGAACCUUCAGGAUAUAAAGGGAUGUUUAGUGUAGUGGAUAUUCUCCAAAUAGCAGAUGUCAUUCGUCGAGUUGUAUUCUUGCUAUGUUUUUUAGGCAGUAGCUCGGCAAUUUCUUCUUCGCAAAACGUGAAAUGUUCCGCAAACGCAGCCUCUUCCCAGGCCAUCUCGGUUGCCGUCCAUUUUUCUAGCGAUUAUGCAGUACUAUUGACGACAUUUUCUGGAUAUCGCAAACGUCAUCCAAAUUUGGUCAACGCUAGCUGGGAUUUGAGCCAAUCAGAAACGGAGAGAUAUUUUUGAAUGAAUAAUAGUAGGCACCUACCUAAUAGUUGCAUCAGGGUGUUAUUUUGUGUUAUAACCCACUAUCUUUUUCACGGGUUAAUUAAACACAGUUGUUAACAUUGAUUAUGAUUUUUGCAGAGAGAACUACGUAUUCUUGAAAAAGAAAAGGAAAUAAUUGAAUUGCAGUCGGUUUCCAAGGUGUGUUAAACUAAUAAAAUUACAACAAUAAAUCAUAACCAGUUAUAUUUAUAGACAGGAGAAGUGAAAUUGUUGUAGGUAAUUCGUUCUCAGGCUAAACCAGAAUUUUCUUUGUCUCUUAUGAAUAAUUAGUGCUAAGAACCAAAGAAAAUUCUGAAACAAAUUAGUUUGAAUACUGGUUUAACUUGAGAACGGAUAUUACGUACAACAAAACUACUGGGUCAACGUUAGCCAAUUAAUUUACAGUUGUGAUAAACUCUUCAAUGACGCAUUACAUGUGUAAGAUUACAGGAACGUUCUUUUAUACUCAAGAAUCUGUUUAAUCCUUUCUUUCAGGUUCUGGACAAACACGAUGUCAAUGCUUGGACACCAGAUGAUGUGGUAAAAGUUGUAUUAUUAUGAUGAAGAUCAGAUUCUGCUCUCUGUAAUAACAAAUACAUGUAGUUGAUUCUCAUUUUUGACAUUUUAUUUUAUGUCAUUUUUUUUCAGGCACUGUGGCUUGAGCAAGUUGCUCAGAAUAGUAAGUCAGCCCUUUUCCUAUCGUUACUUUUGGAGACGGUUUCUACUUUUGGUGAAUCGCUAGUAUCUAAACGCUAUAAUGUCUACCGUAAGUGGACUGUUCGAAGGUAUUACAAUCCGAGAAAUGUAAAAAUGUACACACACUGUUACUACAUGUUUAUGUCCACUCAAGCAAGAAUUUACACGUUUCACCCGUUUAACGCAUAAGAGACAAGUAACAAGAAUUUUUCUUGUCCAGGCUCGAUCUUGCUAGCAAAUUGUUUUUCGCAAUUUUAGCCAAACAAAUUGAUUCACAAGAAAAUUUUGUGAGACACUCACCUAUUGCAAGAGUAACAAGAAUGUUACUUUUGCGAUUUUUGCGAAAUUUGCAGACUUCUCGAGGCCCUUCUUAGCCUUUUCUCUUUCUAAAUCUAGAACUUUGUUGAAUUUGUUAUUCUUGCUACUCUUGCGGUAUUUGCAAGUGAGUGUCUCACAAAAAUUUCUUGUGAAUCAUUUUUUUUCUCAGCAUUUUCAACGGAAAGAAACUGUUUGAUAUGGCCUUGGCGGUUUCUUCUUCCUUAAAGUAAAUCAAAACCACUAAACAAAAACAAAAGGCUCGUUUUGAUUGUCUGUUUGUAUUUUUUUUUUUUCGAUAGGUGGAGAUAAAGACCUGGUCAUGUAUGUGCCUUUGUUUCUAGACAAUCACAUCACUGGUAGAAGGUAAGAGCAUUAACUAUAAGCCUCGCAAGAUAACUUUGUUACAGCUACAUUAGUUUGUAUUUGCAGCCUGCAAGUGUAAUGUUGUUGCAUGAUUAAUACAACAAAUGAUAUCUUAUUUAUACAGGCUUCUUCUACUCACAGACGACAAUCUUAAAGCCCUAGGAGUAGAAUCAUAUGGCUACAGGAUUGAAUUAAUGGUAAAUUAAACGUUUUGUCAUAACGUUACAUUCAGUGGCCUGUGGCUACCUCGCUAACAGCUUGAGAAGUAAAGAACACGUAUUACAGGUUUAUCAGUGGUUUAUAAAAAUGAUGGAACAAUAUUGUUCGUUUCUUUAAGGAAGCAAAAUAUAUGAUGCCGUGUAUUUGAACUGUCUUCAGUGUAUUGACAGCUGUGGUGCUUUUUAUAUAUUUAUUUUAUUUUAUUUAUAUAUUUAUUUAUUUAUUUAUUUACACCGCAACAACUGGUUUAGCAUGAAGCUAAUUUAAGCAGAGUCCUGUAAAAAAAUAUAAAAAUUAAGAGAAACAUUAUACAAAGAGUAGCACACUAAAAGUACGUAAGACAUGCGACAUUAAAAAGAUCCAAGAGAUGGCCUUGCGCUUGUAAUGCCGUUUCGUCAAUGACUUGAACGUAUUUAAGUCCCUUGCAGAUCUGAUAUAGGCACAUGCACCAUUGAUCCUAAAACUGCCGUGGUACUUAGUCGUUUUAGCCAAAGGCAGCAGGAACUGAUCACGUUGUCUGGUGAAGUGAGAGUGAAUUUUGUGAGCGUGCCUUAAUUCAUUCACAAAAAUUCUACAUGAAGGAAUCAAAUAUAUGAAUCACCACCAGAUAUCACUUGAAUUCAACUGAGAAGGACCUACCAAAAGAAAGCAAUCUAGAACAUUCAGUUCAAUUUUCCGCUUAAACUGAAGAAAUAUUACGAAGACUUGAUACAGUGUUUGGAAUUAUAAACUGAAAAUGUAAAUGCUUUCUUUAGUAAAAAACUUUGUACUUUUUUCUGUGCCGUUCUCUUAUAGGAGCAGAUUGUACAUUUGAAGAGUGAAAGCGAGUCCAUGAUGCAUUUUCCUCCACUUGGGGCUAUGGUAUGAUGUACUUUAUUGCUAUGCCUGGCGUCUCCAAAACAAGGAAUGAAGUAACAGCCUGACUAACAUUGUUUAUCCAAAAACGUGAAGUUUGUUCUUAAUAGUUUUACCCACAACCCUUUAAUCAGUGCAAGAAAAUGCUAUAAGUGUCAAUGUCAGAAUAAGCGUGAAGUGCUAAUUGAGGAAACUGUUCUUUUUGCGCCCAUUGUCGGGUACAGAAUUGGAACUGUCCUUUCUACCCAAGGACUGAACCCUUCCCCUCUCUUUAGACAAGAAAUUGCAUUAAACAGUUUAAUUAUUAAAGUGAAGUAAAUACAAACUUAGGAGUAAUCUAGAUCGUAUUGUUAAUUUAUAUAACUGUAAUAGGAUGUGGUUUAUAGAUUGAUAAGGUGGUUUGUAAAUGCUAACGCUUAAAACCCCAUGAUAACUGUCUUUAACUAUUUCAAAAUGAGUUUUCUUUAAUUCAAUUUCAAUCCGAGCACAGUUCCUCCAUCCAUCCCACCUAUACAUACGCACUCCGCAGUUGUUGAUAGACAGAGAGUGGCCUGAUAGAAUGUCAGUUCUAUAAAAAACUUGAUCUUUUAUUUUACAGAAUGGUUUGUCAUCAACAAACUGCAGUCCCGGCAAUCAACAGCAACAGUCCAAUCUCGUUCUUUUGAUUGGAAAUCACUGCAGAAUGGGGCAAUCUUCUCAGGUAGGCAGUGACUAGCUCUUUUUGCUGCCAGCACUUGGGUAACAGAUUAAGGGCAUUAGGGAGCUUGACGACGGCGACGGGAACGAGAAUUGUAAAAAGGCAAUAGGUUUAGAUUGGCAAAACAACAACUUUGCACGUGCAGCAUGCUUUUUGUACAUUUCUUUGCCGUCCAGUCGUUGCACGACUACAACAUGAAUCUUGCCAACUUCACCUUUUAUCAGUUAAGACAAGACAACCACUUCCUUUUUCUUUUUCUGAACUAAUAUACCGACCUUUAGAUUCAGUCUACUCCAGAAAAAAUCGGCGACAUUUGACAAAGUGAAUUAGAUGGAUUAAGAACGAUGAAUUUUGAAGCAGCGCAAAUUCACUUUUUAAGUGACGUUUUCGCCGCCGUUGCUGUCGUGGUUCUGUUAAUGCAGUUGAUGUUUACUGUCCAUAUUUUUUUUCUCAGAGAGCUCGCUUGAAACGCUACUGCUAAAAAUACAAAAACCAAGCAAUAUAAUCAUCUUGCCUUUAUUAUUUUGCUUCACCAGGAACACAAAUGGAAGAUGUUCAUUGAGGUUGAUGGUGAAGAAAGUGUCUUGCUUCUAGUAAAGGUGCGUUCUUACACACACCGUUAGAAAAGUAAUCCAACCAACGCGGUAUUUCUCUCGCGGUACAUGACGUGUUAUGUACCGGGAUUAAAGCGGCCACAUUCAAGCCUGUUUUUCCCGCGUUACUCGGUUCGAGCAAUGCGUGUAUUACGCGAAAAACGUCAGAGGCGCUCUUCUGAUUGGUUGUUUAUAUCGUGGUACUCAGAAACCCAAGAUAAAGAUCUCGGUGGCUGCCAAGGUCUCUUUCCCCACCCCCCGAGGGGGGCGAGGGUGGAUAGUCCCUAUAAUGGCCUAUACGGGGAGGCUUCGCCCGAAAGGGGUAGCUUUUUCAGUCCUCAGGUACAUGGGGGUGGGGAUUUCAUUAGUUCGGUCUGCGAAAGGCCUAAAUGGCUAACCCACGCUUUUAAUGGCUGUGAAAAAGACAAACUAACCUAGUUUAGUGAUUGAUUCAUAUUUACAAAAAAAAGGUGCAUUUACAGCAGCUUAAAGGGAUACAGAGUUGUCAAUUAGGUAUGUAAAAGAGCUACCAUUUGUCAAAGGUAACGAAGUGGGCACCUUGUGUGUCAAAAACGGUAGGGGUACGGGGUUCGACAUCGAGGCGGAGCAUAUAAAACCAUAAGUUCCCGCCUCCAGGGUCGGACUUCGGGGCGGAGCCUCCUCGUAAAAAAACUUUGCUGAGUUCCCCCUAUCCCCGGUCUCUCUUUUCGAACAUCUCACGUUUUCAUGGUUACCAAAGUGGUCACAGCGUUAGUUCUAUUCCGCCUCAGACUGAAAGGCCUUAUAUCAUGAGAAAUAACGUUCAGUGUAGGCGCAACUAUUCUCGGUUUUCACUGUCACGCAAUCAAAAAUAAAAUUGCAAACCAUUCGAUACAGAAAGUCCCGAAUCUUGGAAAUAAAAGAAGAUAAAUAAGCAAAAGACCUUGCCAAGAAUCAGGUCUGUGCGAUAUUUCAUAUGCGAGAUAUUAGGAAAAACGUUUUACCCAAAUUUAUAAAGCUUUGUAUGGAGGCGCCAUGUUUGUGUCCCUUUGAGGGGCACAAAUAUGGCCGCCGGAAACCAACAGAAACAUCUGUUUUUGAGUUUUCCUACUAAUGCGUUAAUUCAUCGCUUAAAAAACUCAUAAACUAUUAAAGUGAUAUUUAUUCUGACAGAAGGAAUGUUUAGAUAGCAAAAUCUCCCAAAACUGGUAAUGUUUUUAACCCACAGAAGAGCAGUCCCGGCCGCCAGCUAAAUGCCGCGUCACGCAAAAGCCUAGAAAUUCAAACGUCCUCUAUCGCAAAACGAAGAACCCUUUCGAACCAAACCUCUGUUUAAAUAAAGGUGUUUAGGUGCUGUAAUACCUCAUGAAACUCAGAAUCUCAGAAGAAUCGAUAGUUUCUUAGUUUGAAUUUUGAUGACGUCAUGUGAAAACCGAGAAUUGUUUUGUUUAAUAAACAGUUUGACGCUUUUUUUUUUUCAUUCCAGAGCGUUGCAUUUCUGAACAAGUCUUCCAGUGAGCUUCAAACUCUGAGCAAGGUAUGAGUUCCUUUCAUUUUAUGAUUUCAUUAUUCAAGAAAGCCGCGUAUUUAUUUUAUUGGUAACAUUUUCGCUCCCGUCGUUGCUAAGGCUCCCUUAAUUGUUUUCGAGAACUUCAGUUUCGUGUCGCGUUGAAAGUGUUUUCAAAAGACUCCACUUUCUCAGAUCAGUUAUUGCUGCGUACCGGCUAGCCCAUUUCUUUGCUUUAAACUGGUGUGGCUGAUGUUGAUUUUGUUAGUGAUUUUGCUCGUGCAAGUGUAGACGCAAGGCCAAGACGCAUAGAAGUGUAUUAGGCCCCGUCGACAGGAAUCCAGGAAGGCUAAAACGACUUAAUUCCGACAUACAUCCUUAUUUGCCUUCCAGACCUUGUGGUUUAAAUUGUGAACGCGAAUUCGCAAAUUCGUCAGAUUCAAUAAAAUAUUUGGUGGUAUUAUACUUGACUAACCUAUUGCUCUGGUUUUAAAAGCCACCUUAUGUCAUGGACCGCUGGCAACCUUGUACUGCAGACACAGCUCCUAUCGUCGAAUGCACCGUUACUUACGAGGUACAUUGUAACGUAACAAAAAUAAUCCGAUUAAAAAGGGACUGGGAGGAUGCAUGGUAUUAUUUAGUGAUUGAGAUAUGAUUUAGCAGGGUGGAGGCGUUUAGUUUGAUUUGGUGUUAACAGUUAGUGAUUUCGAGUGUAUAUUAACUGAAGAAUAUUGCAUUGUUGAUCACCUCAGUAUUAAAAAGGUCUUAAGUUAUCUCCACUUUGAGUCUGUGAGUCCUAAAAUUGCUUUAAAUUGCGUGUCCUUCUCUUUUAAAAUUUUAACGAAGUGAAUGUACCGUUUCUUUGACAGAAUUCCGUUAAGAAGCCAAGAACGACAAAACAUCUUCACACAGUUGUACUUCGGGAAGGUGGAUCAACGGUUACUAAAACAGUGCAGUUAACACUGAAACAGUCUAGAGGGUCCAAUGCUAGGAUAAACAACCGCCUUGAGACAAUUCCCUCUAACUCACCCACCCCUCCCGGGUCACCUGUUGUUAAGGUAAGCCAAAGGGCUGGUCACUUUCCAGUGUCGUCCUUAGAAAAUCACCAGUGAGUUAACGCAACAGGACGACAGAAAGAAGAAGACGGCAAAGCACUUGUGUGACAAACGUGACAGGGCUAUUACUUGCGUGUUUUGUCGUGAUCAUCACAGAACAUUCAUGUUUUCUGGUCUUUAACAAAAACACGUGCUUAAAAGAAGGUGAAGUUUGACGGAAAGUUUUAAUUAUUGUCACGCUUUUCACAGUGUUUGCAGUUCUCUUUCCUCUCCAGUCUUCCUGUUGCCUGAGUUCACUACUUGCUAGGGACGGCGACAGCGAAGGCGGUGGCAUGCAACAAUGUGAUGAAGCGUCAUUUUGAACAGAAUCGUGAUUAUUCUCAUUCCCUUCAAUUCUAAGAUACCGUAAUCAGAUUCAGAAAGAGAGAGAACCAUUCGUUGUCAUGUGUUGAGUCGCAUAAGUAAAUUUUCGUCGUAAUAGAUAGGUGAACGCCUGCGAGCAGUCUCUCUGGGGAGAGGGGGGUGGGGGUGGGGAACUCAGAACUUCCCAGCUUGCUGGCUUAUUUUACCAAUUUCUCUUUAGACAUUCUCAAUUCUGUCGCCGUCGAGGUUUCUAAAUGUGAUGUUACAUGGGACGAAUCGCAAUAUGACGAUAUUCAGCGCAACACAGCGUUUCAACAUUGUUAUGGAUAGUUACAACGUUGUUUCAAUAUUGCAAUACUGAGUUGCAAAAAGAUUGUCGUUGCAAAUUGUCCCGUGUCUAUGAAAGGUGUCUAUUAAACCCUUUAGUGGAGUACUCUAACGACUAUUGUGUACAAUUGACCUAACCUGGUUGUAUUCGUUCUUGUUGUAUUACCAGACCUCAAGUUCAAGACGCUCGUCCCUCUCCAGUCUCCCACAGCCCCUAUUGAACGCGGUUCGUCCGAAGCAGGAAAGUUUGGAUCCAUUCCCAGUGACGUGGGCCCAGAAAGUAGCCUUAAAUUGUUCUCCGAGUCCUACCAAGAGGCCUUUAGAAAGUCGGCAAAGAGUGGUUUCUUCUUCUAGUGCCUCUAGUUUGCAAAGCCGGCCAAACAACAAUCCUUGGUGUGCGUCAACUGGCUUUCAGUCUGGGAGAGGUUUGUAUUUUAAACUAGUAAGCACGUCGACGUUACGAUCAAAUAAUUCUAUGGUCGUACGCAGUUCCUUUGACCGUAAUUUUCCAUUGAACAAUCUUGUUCGGUCCAGCUGACUGGAUGUUGACCUUUUUUUUUUUUUCGUUUUUAUUGACCCUCACGCUUGGUGAAUAUCGCGUUUAUUACCCUCACGCUUGGUGAGUAACGCGUAUUAUACCCUCAUGCUUGGUGAAUAUUGCGUAUAUUACCUUUGGCGCCACCCGUCUGAUUCGUCAGAUGACAACGAUUUCAAUUUUUCGUUAUAAUUUCCAGGCCCUUCUCCUAACUGGGAUGCAAGUUGGAUCUCGGACAGUAAUACUAAACCUCGCUCGACUUCUUCCCCACCUGCACUUCCACAAGGAACUGGGCAAGAGUCAAGAAUAAACCAGGAGCAUCGGCAAGCACGAGGGAGGGGAGGCAGAGGCAGAAAUUCCCGAGGGGGACGCGGUUGGGACCAGGGUUAUCAACGAAGUGUCAGCGAUUCGAAGUAUGCGGCAAGGAGCGCGCACUUUCAAGACACUAAAAGGACAAAUGAGUGUACGAUUGCUAGUGAAGGAGGUUUGCGGAACACUUCAAGAAAAAGCAGUGACUCUUCCAGCAAACGCUUUGAACGGAACGGUAAAACUCACACUCGGGAAAGUGGAGCUGUUAGUAGAGAGACAAAUAGUUCUGAUAGUUCGACGCGUAGCGAAAGAGGAGAAAGCAGCAUUGGAAGUGUAAAUAGUAACGACAGCGGUGCUUGGUGUACCGUUACGCACAGAAGAGGAAGUUCCCAAAGAACUGACAGCACAGAUCCUAGAACGUUUGAUAACUCGCUCGAUAGGCGGUCUUUCGACCCAAGGAAAGAUUCUUACAAUCGGGGCAGGGGAGAACGGGGUAGGGGCCACCGGGGUAGUGGUGGCAGGGGUGGGAGUGACCGGGGUAGAGGAAACUGGGGUAGGGGUGACCGAGGUAGGGGUGCAACACGGGGUAGGGGUGACUCGGGCAUGGGUGGCCGGGGUAGGGGAGGCCGGGGAAGAAGAGGUGUUGAUAGGGGGGGCAGGUGGUAG
Molecule: messenger RNA, 31882 nt
Organism: Porites lobata
Lineage: Eukaryota; Metazoa; Cnidaria; Anthozoa; Scleractinia; Poritidae
Source: the annotation of a GenBank genome assembly